CUUCCGGCAGUGAGUGAAAGCUGGGAUGGCGCUGCACCGUCAAAUGGAAUUCGCCCUCUGUCAUGUGUACUGAUCCGGUUUCUUCAAAGACACCCACAUCUACGUCCUUUUAGCUUGAGAAGAAUGUUUUUUGUCAAUGGGUGUGAGUCGACUUGAUGUUCUGUAUAGAAGGCUUCUCCUCACCAAACUCUUCAUUCAAGGAUGGGGAAAGCCAGAGGACCUGAAAAGAAUAUUUGCGUUCCGGAAGAUUAUUGGCAACAGGGAGAGAUACAAGGAUCUGGUACAGAGGGACUACCCAGUAUUUAUUGACAAGGUAGAAGAUCACACAGAUUGCAAAAUUCACAAUGGUCAUUUCAUAUCGCCGCUGGAGCACUUUGUCCCGGGCAUCUUGCCAGCUGAGUCCGUCAAAGCCCGUUUCCAGUUUAUUGUACCUAAGAAAUGGAAAAGGCACAGACCAGUCUGUAUUCACCUGGCUGGAACAGGAGACCAUUUUUUCUGGAGAAGACGAACACUAAUGGCCAGACCAAUGAUUAAAGAAUCAGGGAUGGCAUCUCUACUGUUGGAGAAUCCUUAUUAUGGAUACAGGAAACCUAAAGACCAGCUUCGCUCCAGUCUGAAGAACGUCUCAGACCUGUUUGUGAUGGGUGGAGCGCUGAUCCUGGAGUCUGCUGCACUGUUACACUGGCUGGAGCGAGAGGGUUUCUGGCCUCUAGGCAUGACUGGCAUUUCUAUGGGCGGACAUAUGGCAUCAUUAGCUGUAACAAACUGGCCCAAACCAAUUCCACUCAUACCUUGUUUAUCCUGGACGACUGCUUCAAGUGUUUUUACCACAGGUGUUUUAAGUCGAGCUGUGAAUUGGAGAGAACUGGAAAAGCAGUAUUGCGCACACCCAGUCUAUGAGGAAGAAAUCAUCAAUAUGCUGGAGUAUUGUGGGACAGACUCUUUCCGGAUGGGCCAGGAAUUCGUAAAAAACGUCCCAGGCAGCUUUGACAGUCUCUCUGACCUGGAUCUUACCCAUGACCUUCUUGACCUCCACUCGCCAGAAAGGGACCACCAGAUGGGGCUGCGCUCCUCUUGUUCUCAGCCUGGGACUGGAGGUCACGCUUCAGACUCAGCCCUAUUGAUGGGCCGAAGAGAGAGAGACGGGCUGGAUCAGAUGCUGUCCGCUGUGAGCAGCAGCGGGCCUCAUUUGGACAUGCUGCAUGCUAAAAACAUCACCUGCGGGGCUGGUCAGCGGCAUUCGCUGCAGCGGGAGUCUCUCUGCUUCAUGAAGGGUGUUAUGGAUGAAUGCACACACAUCGCCAAUUUUUCAGUGCCUGUAGAUCCCAGUCUGAUCAUUAUAGUCCAGGCAAAGGAAGACGCUUAUGUUCCACGCACUGGAGUUCGCAGCUUACAGGAAAUCUGGCCUGGCUGUGAGGUUCGCUACCUCAAUGGCGGCCACGUCAGUGCCUACCUUUUCAAACAAGGACUGUUUCGGCAAGCAAUUUAUGACGCCUAUGACCGGUUUCUUCAGAAGUAUUCCAGCCUAUAGCCAUGGAUUUUUUUGAUACUCAGUACUGACAAGAAAUGUUGGAUUUUGAAAGUAUGAUGUGGAGAUGUACAACAUGAAUAUGAUGACUGAUUCUUACAGACGAAUGUGUAAUUGGAACUAAACCUGGUGCUACCAGUGGCAGAAGUGUGUUCCUCUGUGUGGUACAUCUCAAAACUCAGAGUGACCUGAAACCAACUUACAUGUGCCCAACCCAUACAAAACCUUGUCUUCCUGACCUCACUGCCUUUAAUCAUGUAUAUCAUCAUGACUGAAACAUAUUUCACCAAACGAAACAAAGAUGUGCCUCCAAACCAUAAUUCGCUUACACAUCAAGGUGUCUUUAAACCUCUUCAUGAAGCAGAUCUCUGAAAAUACAGUAUUUUGGAUUGUAGGGCAAAUGAAUUAAUUUGAUAUGCAUUCGAUAUUUUUGUUUUACCAACAGAGAAUAUGCGAAUUUUUAGAGAAUUAUUUUUGCCUGUUUUUAUAAAAUAAUGCAUCAGAAAAAUGGCCUUGUCAUGGGCACGUUUUAAUCUUGCAGAUAUAUCUCGUAAAUAAAAAAAUAUAUAUAUAAUAAUAGUGUUUAACAAAUUGAGGUGAGUUGUUUGAGAACUGAUCAAGUCCUAUAUUUCCAGUACUUAAACAGGUCUUUAGCAAUGACUGGUGCUCAUAUGAGACAGAACUCAGGUGCUGAUGGCAAGAAAUAUGACCACAAUUCAAAAUAUACAUUUUCUGUGAACAGCUGCAUGUAUUUCAAUCCCUUAAAUCCUAAUCACUGCCAAAUACUACAGUAACAGC
Molecule: messenger RNA, 2326 nt
Organism: Sinocyclocheilus rhinocerous
Lineage: Eukaryota; Metazoa; Chordata; Actinopteri; Cypriniformes; Cyprinidae
Product: protein ABHD18-like
Exons: 13
Coding region: 137-1531 (464 amino acids)
Source: RefSeq, a predicted model, not a curated record